Messenger RNA from Suricata suricatta (meerkat), 1726 nucleotides. RefSeq names its product prohibitin (gene PHB1). The record is from RefSeq and is a predicted model, not a curated record. Lineage: Eukaryota; Metazoa; Chordata; Mammalia; Carnivora; Herpestidae. Gene Ontology annotation, biological process: mitochondrion organization. Gene Ontology annotation, cellular component: mitochondrion; membrane. The transcript is spliced from 7 exons. The coding region runs from base 107 to 925 and encodes 272 amino acids.
CGGGGAAGAGAAGGAGCUGCGCGGCGCGUGCGUGGUGCGUGUGGCUGGGGAAUUCAUGUGGAGGUCAGAGUGGAAGCAGGUGUGAGUGGGUCAAGCAGGAGGAGACAUGGCUGCCAAGGUGUUUGAGUCCAUCGGCAAGUUCGGCCUGGCCUUGGCCGUCGCGGGAGGAGUGGUGAACUCUGCCUUGUAUAACGUGGAUGCCGGGCACCGAGCUGUCAUCUUUGACCGGUUCCGUGGGGUGCAGGAUGUCGUGGUAGGAGAAGGGACGCACUUUCUCAUCCCCUGGGUACAGAAACCCAUCAUCUUCGAUUGCCGCUCUCGGCCACGCAACGUGCCCGUCAUCACCGGUAGCAAAGAUCUACAGAAUGUCAACAUCACCCUGCGCAUCCUCUUCCGGCCGGUCGCCAGCCAGCUUCCCCGCAUCUUCACCAGCAUCGGGGAGGACUAUGACGAGCGGGUGCUCCCGUCCAUCACGACGGAGAUCCUCAAGUCCGUGGUGGCUCGCUUUGAUGCUGGAGAGCUGAUCACGCAGAGAGAGCUGGUCUCCAGACAGGUGAGCGAUGACCUCACCGAGCGAGCGGCCACCUUCGGGCUCAUCCUGGAUGACGUGUCCUUGACGCAUCUGACCUUCGGGAAGGAGUUCACAGAGGCGGUGGAAGCCAAGCAGGUGGCUCAGCAGGAAGCAGAGAGGGCCAGAUUUGUGGUGGAGAAGGCCGAGCAGCAGAAGAAGGCGGCCAUCAUCUCCGCCGAGGGCGACUCCAAGGCAGCCGAGCUGAUCGCCGACUCGCUCGCCACUGCGGGCGACGGCCUCAUUGAGCUGCGCAAGCUGGAGGCCGCGGAGGACAUCGCCUACCAGCUGUCGCGCUCCCGGAACAUCACGUACCUGCCGGCCGGCCAGUCGGUGCUCCUGCAGCUGCCCCAGUGAGGCCGCCUCGGGCCCAGCCCCGCUGUCCUUCUGCCCCUGCCCCAGAAAUCACUGUGAAAUUUCAUGAUUGGCUUAAAGUGAAGGAAAUAAAAUGGAAUCACUUCAGAUCUCUCAUAACCAGACGAAGCUUUUUCCUUCUUCCCAUUUCCGCCCACUUUUUCAACCACCUCCCCCCACCCCAAAUUGUCAAGUGCCUAUGCAGCCCAGGGCACCAGAGAUUUGGCAGAAGAAAGGGGCAGGGGUGCACAGUGGUCGGCCUGGAGACAUGUGGAGCCUCCAGCCUGCCCCUCAUUCAAGAUGUGGGGGCAAUGGCACACGCGGCUGGACCGAGAGCACAGGUGUCUGUUUUCCGGCAGUUUCUGCACCGACCCAGCCGGAGAGGUGCGGGGCAGGGUCAGCGAGGAAGUCCUCUGUCUCUUCUAAGAAUGAGUCUCCUGAACUGCAGGGCUGGCGGAAGCAGGUGUGAGCAGCGGGGCACGGAUCGAAGAAUCUGCCGCUCUGACGGUGGGUGGGCCUGAUUCGCAGCCCCCCAGCCCCCCAGGGCCCUGCAGCUGGGAUGGGCUUGGACAGUGAGUGAGCGGACUUCCCGUCCACCCCCACCCCGGUGUCUCAGAACCCCCGAUGGAGAGUCCAGCCGGGGCUGAACGAGCCUGCCAAGGACAUGCGUCCCGUGCUUUCGGCCCCCUCGUUCACAGACUGCCCUUCCAGACGGCUCCAGGCCUGCGCUUUGAAGGAGGCGACCUUGGGAAGAAAGCAAACGCGUGUCAACUGCUGUCAAUAAACGACACCCAGGCCACCCGG